GCCGCUCUAACACGCUAAUGGCGGCGGGGUGUUGAGGUGUACUGCGGUCUAGUCUAAUCGACAGGCUGCACAUAACUGCAGAAUGAUGCGGGUCAUUGACGAGGCGGCCGUCCUUCGCGACACCGGCUUUGGGUGCGCCGGGACUAACCGCUUCCAUAAUAAGCCAUCAGACAGCGAUGCGGACCCCUUCCGUUUGCCUCGCGAGUCCCAGGCGAGGAAGGCGGCCGGCAAGAGAGAGGCCAAGCGGGAGGGGCACGGCGGAGGCCAUUCACUCGCAGCAAAUGCCACCGGAGCGCGAGAGGAGAGAUGUGUGUCAUUCCAGACCCACCAGGUCCCUGUAAACAAGGCAUCUCUGGAGCUGUCUGCGGAAAAAAAUCGGAGGGACCAAGGUGGCUGGGGAUAUGGGGGCAGUCGGGUGGGAAGAGAUCGUGGGGGUAAGCUAGGAGGCCCCCCCCGCAGCAACGAUGGCUUUGAUCAGCGAGGCAAAAGGGAGUUUGACCGUCACAGUGGGAGUGACCGAGCGAGUGUCAGACCAGAGGAAAAGAGAGGAGGGACUGGAUCUUGGAACUGGGGUUCUGUGAAGGACCCAAUGAGGGCCCUUACAGAUGCAGCUGCUGGUGAGGAAGUGGCCCUGAAUGCUUUGGAGGAAGAGGAGAAAUGUACCAUGGAGCUUGAUGAGAUUCCAGUGGAUGAAGGUGCAGUGGAGAUUUCCUUGGAUGAGUGGAAGGUCUUGCAGGAGCAGAGCAGACCAAAGCAGGAGCUGCAGCUGCGAAAGGCAGAUACUGGCCUUCCCGUAAAGGCCAUUGUCAUCCAUAAGUCCAGACACCUUGAGGGCCUGAGCAGUGGUGUCUGUGAGGAAGAGGAUGGGGCUCCUCGCCCUCGUCGUGCUGCCAACAUCACCUCCCAGCUAGAUAUCAACUUCGUCUGCGUGGCUGUGUGUGGUCGUGCUGGUGGAUCUGUCCCUUGUCUUGAUGAAGGGCCUCCGUUACCAUCAGAUACGGUUGUGGUACCCAAUCCUGAAGACCCAGAGGACUUUCCUGCAUUGGCUUGAACCUGAACUGAUCCAUUUGUCUGGACUGUGUGUGUGUGUGGGGGGGGUUGCCUUAUGUAUUCUUCAAAUUUAAUAAAUAUGCAAUAUUUGUA
Brienomyrus brachyistius is the source of this 1143-nucleotide messenger RNA. RefSeq names its product intracellular hyaluronan-binding protein 4-like. The transcript is spliced from 8 exons. NCBI's taxonomy places the organism in Eukaryota, Metazoa, Chordata, Actinopteri, Osteoglossiformes, Mormyridae. Gene Ontology annotation, molecular function: RNA binding. Gene Ontology annotation, cellular component: cytoplasm; nucleus. Gene Ontology annotation, biological process: positive regulation of translational initiation; positive regulation of RNA splicing. Bases 83 to 1051 code for a protein of 322 amino acids. The record is from RefSeq and is a predicted model, not a curated record.